Molecule: messenger RNA, 216 nt
Organism: Arctia plantaginis
Lineage: Eukaryota; Metazoa; Arthropoda; Insecta; Lepidoptera; Erebidae
Source: the annotation of a GenBank genome assembly
AUGCGCGGAGGGGUUGUCCGGGGGCGGCGCGCAAGCGGCGGUGGCUACAAACAAACCGUUAACGUAAACGAGGCGCGGCGCUCCUGCGAGCGGGCUGCGCGGGCGCACCGUGCCGCAUGUGCGCGCCAGCCGCCCUCGCGCCGUGAUCGAUGGCACUUCCGACAUCAUGCCACAUUAGAUAUGUCCAAUUAUCUCUACGAGCACAAACCUCAGUAG